Messenger RNA from Kluyveromyces lactis, 1833 nucleotides. It is a transcript of the gene MLH2, whose product is annotated as mismatch repair protein MLH2. Lineage: Eukaryota; Fungi; Ascomycota; Saccharomycetes; Saccharomycetales; Saccharomycetaceae. Gene Ontology annotation, biological process: mismatch repair. Gene Ontology annotation, molecular function: ATP-dependent DNA damage sensor activity; ATP hydrolysis activity. The coding region runs from base 1 to 1833 and encodes 610 amino acids. Gene Ontology annotation, cellular component: MutLalpha complex. The record is from RefSeq and is a predicted model, not a curated record. The transcript has a single exon.
AUGAAUAAUAGGUUUCAUUGUUGGCUGUUUGAAAAUAGCACUUCAACAAACCGUGUUAUUGAUAAUCCUGUCUCGGCGGUUAAACAGCUGAUAGAGAAUUCGAUAGACGCCAAUUGUACUAAAGUGCUGAUCAAAAUAGAUGAAUCUAGCGGCGGAUGUAGGUACAUCCAAUUGAAUGAUGAUGGUAACGGAAUAAGUGUCCAGAAGCGCAGCAGCGUUUUUGUUAAACACUUCAAAACUGACGGUAAAUCAUGCAAAAGAAUAGGGUACAAAGGAAGAGCGUUAUAUAAUAUUGGCAAAACAGCAUCGAAGAAGGGAUCUAUCGAGGUGAUAACACGGACUAUUUCAGAGAAUGUUGCUGUUAAAUGGUCACCACCUAGAAUCAGAAUAAAUGAAACUAUUAGAUUUUCCAAGGUAGUGAAUCCACCGGGUACGACAGUUAUUCUCAGAGACCUAAUGACGGGAAGUAAAAGCAGUAGACUGGCAAAGAAAGAUAAAAAUUAUAUUAAAAUGAUUAGGGAUAUGCUUUUUCAUUUUUCUUUGAUUCAUAAGCAUAUAUGUUUUAGUUGCCAGCUUGUCAAUCCUCUAAGGGACGGAAGUAUCAAGACUUUAGAAUAUGUUGCGCGGUUUGGUAAAUAUGAAGACCGGAUGUCGCAAUUCAAAAAACAUGUUACCAAACAGAAUCUUAUAGUUGAGUUCGAACACUUUGAUGAGAUAGAGCUAAGUGAAUCUCUAAAAGUUAAUAUCAUAUUGCCCAAAAUUCGAACACAUGGCAGAGUGACAGAAUUGAUGCCGAAUCUUAAAUAUCCUUGCAUUAAUGGAGAAGCAGUAAUGGUACAAUCAGGCUUUGGUAAAAAAGUCAAUCAUUUUUUCAAGGAAUUUUAUAAGCAUUUCGGGAAACCAGAACCGAGGGCAUGGUUCAUUCAAUUUUUAUGCCACCAUACUAGCGACAAUGCUGUAGUCAAUGGCGAAAAUAAAGCUGUCGCACUUACACUGGAAAAAGCUCUAUCUAUUUUGCAAUGUUCACUGCUCACCUUCUACGCUCCACACAUGCAGUAUAAUGAUCCUUCAAAUUCUACCCAUAUUGAUAGUGAAUCAGUGAUUUUCACUCGUAGAAUAAUUAAUACAAGUGACAUUCCAAAGCAAAUUCACCGGCAAAUAACCAAUAACCCUACUCAACAAAUUCUCGAGAAGGAAUCUGAAUGGUUGACAGACAUGUAUAGCGGCACGCUAUCCGAUGGUAGAUCUUCACCAGUAAGGGAAAACCUUCUAUAUUCUGACAUUGUGAACACCGAGGAUUGCUGCAUUGAGCGAGAUCUUGAAGACGUAGAGCUAUCCAGAAAUACGACUCUUUCAAAUCCAUUUAUUCUUUCUCGGAUCCGUGCCAGGAACACUACAGAGAUAGUUGACGAUCAAAUUAAAAGUUCGGGCAUACUAGAAACAUACUAUCAGAGGCAGACGCAAUCUUCUGAGUUUUUUCAAGAACCAACAAGCAAGAGAAGAAGAAUUUUGGAAAAUGAUCCAGAAUAUGACCAUUCAACAACCCUUGUUGAUAUUGAGCAUACAGCAACCAACAGCUCUACUAAAAACCUCGACUUACAGUUUGAACAUACUUUCAAUCUCGGAUGUCGCAAAGCUGUCGGCCGAAGCGUUCCAUGGAAGCUUCGUUUCUUGAAAAAUGCCUAUAAGAAGGAAUUGGUCUGGUUCCACAGGAGCGGCAUGCCCUCAUUACCUUUAUUGGAUGGAAUACAAACGCUAAUGGAAGGCGAAGAUAGUGAUGUAGAUUUACAGCUAAUUCUUAUGCCAACAGGUUGGUUUAUGAUAGCCCUAUAG